GGUCUGUAGUUAUAGUCUAACCCAACUUAAUCAUAACAUACAUCAGAAAUGGUAUACACUCGGUGGAAAUGUGAUCGUAUUCCAAUUUUUACGUUGAAGCUCUUUACUCAAGAGUAUCCCAUUCAAACUUUUGUUGGCUUUUUGUCGAUGGUGUUUCUUUGGAAGCAUGCUAAUUACUGUUCAGAGGAGACGGAACGGAAAAAAGGCUGGUGGGCUGGUUAUCCGUAUUGGCGUGAUCCGAUUGCUCGACGUAAUGAAAUCAAAUAUAAACAGAUUAUCAACAAUAAUAAUGUUGAUAUUACUGAUCCAAAGUGGACUGGCUCAUCUAGAGAGGAGCUUGAGCGCCUCAAGAUUAUCGUCUAAGGUAGGAAAGGUUGGCUUCACCAGAAGGUCGUGCUAUUUUCACUUAGUUAUAAUUAGCAAGGAUGCGUGUGAGUAGUAUAAUUCUAGUGUUUCAUUUUUUUUUCGAUUUUUUAGACUUCAAAUAUCUGAUCAUGAACAAAAGAUCUUGAAUCUGGUGCUUUACGUGUUCAAAAUAUGUCUGCCCCAUCACAAACCUUUUGGAGAUCCUUUUUUAUUCACACCUAUUUUUCAUUUCGUGUUUGUUUACUACUUCGGAAAGAUGAAAGGGGUGUUAGAAUCGCCUGAUGAACAAUCUCAAGAGUGAUGAUGUCUCUUAGAAAGUAUA
Messenger RNA from Phytomonas sp. EM1, 688 nucleotides. Lineage: Eukaryota; Euglenozoa; Kinetoplastea; Trypanosomatida; Trypanosomatidae. The record is from the annotation of a GenBank genome assembly.